Molecule: messenger RNA, 2177 nt
Organism: Chironomus riparius
Lineage: Eukaryota; Metazoa; Arthropoda; Insecta; Diptera; Chironomidae
Source: the annotation of a GenBank genome assembly
UAAGUUCUUGAUAAGCAAAAAAAAAAUGAACGAUAAAUUAAAAUUGCUUUUGUUUUGUCUCUUCUAUUUUAUCGUGCUGCAAAUUGUGCGAGCUAUAUUUGGUUGAAGUUUGCUAUUUACUAAAACUAGCAAUAAAAGUUGCGAAUUCAGUGACUCUUUGGAGAUAAUUUGUGUUUAUGUGACGAAAAGAUUAAAAAUUACUAAGCGGUGAAUCACAUGAAAAUAACUUGAUGAUCAUCUACAAGUGAGACACAUAAUCCUCUUCAAGCGCUGUAUGACAUGAAAUUUGUAAAUCCUAGAAAAUUUUAAAAGUGCAUUAAGGAAAUAAUUUGCAUAAAAAUAAUCACCAACUGUGUGCAUAAUUUUGCAUUUAAGAGACGAGACUUUUGUGAUUAUAAAGCAGCUUAAAUUAAAAGAAGAAAGUGCACAAGUGAUAAGACGGAAAGGAGAGCAAAGUAUAAAGUAGUGUCUGUGAGACGUAAAGAAGGAUUAAGAAAAGAAAACAAAACGAAGUUGUAAAUCUGUUGAAUUAGCAGAGCAGCUAGAAAUAACGAAAGCAAGAAAAAAAGGAAUAAGAGAAAAUCAUAGACAAAAUCUGAGAUUUAUCAAAGUUUUAUAGACGCAAAAAUGAAUAGAUUUGGUGUGGAUGGCAGUGGAUCAAAAGCUAAUUAUGGCGAGAAUUUGUUGACAAGUGAAAUCAUCAAUGCUACAUCAACAAUGACAACCACGACGGUAUCAUCAAUUACAAGUAUAUUAAGUACAGCAACAUCAGCCUUACUAGCAGACAAUGAGAUUCAGAAUGGUGAUGGAGAAACGGAUGAACUAAGUAGCAGAUUUUCACGACCACUCCUAACGAUAGCAGCCACAGCAACAAUAUUAAUCAUGAUAGCUGGAAUCUUUGGCAACUUAUUGACAAUUUAUGCAUUAAUUCGAUGUCCAAAAGUUAGAAAUGUUGCAGCUGAUUUUAUUAUAAGUUUAUGUGCAGCUGAUUGCCUUUUUUGCGUGCUUGUGCUACCCUUUAUGGCUGUGAGAUAUAUUCAUGGUGCAUGGACGCAUGGUGAAUUUUUAUGCACGCUAGUGCCAUUCAUUCAGUAUGGAAAUGUUGGAGUUUCACUUUUAUGCAUAGCAAUGAUUACAAUGAAUCGUUACAUAAUGAUAGCUCAUAACAGUAUUUAUCAACGAGUCUAUAAGAAAGUAUACGUUUACACAAUGAUAAUAUUUUGUUGGAUAUUCAGCUACGGUUUCCAGCUCCCAACACUUUUUGGGGUUUGGGGCAUCUUUGGAUAUGACGAUAAAUUAGAAACGUGUUCAAUUCUUCCCGACUCGCAAGGACGCAGUAGUAAGACUGCUUUAUUUAUUAUAGCAUUUAUCAUUCCAUGUGUCAUCAUCAUUGCCUGCUAUGCGAGAAUUUUUUGGGUCGUCCAUGAAUCUGAAUCUCGAAUGAGACGACAUGCAAGCUCCCAACCAUCCCUUCAGAACAAUAACCAAAGAACAAUGACAGGAUCAACACAAAUACCAGGCAGUAUGAAUAAUAAUCUCAAUGAAACAGAUGUAAAGAGUGGCAAUAGAUUACAGGCAACAAAAUCUACUCGCCUUAAAGAUCAACGUGAGGCAAAACAGAAGCGAAAUGAGUGGAGAAUCACGAAAAUGGUUUUAGCUAUUUUCUUGUCAUUCCUCGCAUGCUAUAUGCCAAUUACAAUUAUCAAAAUUGCCGACAAAGACGUUCAAUGGCCGGGUCUACACAUAUUCGGUUACAUUAUGAUCUAUUUGUCUGCGUGCAUAAACAAUUUCAUUUAUUUCAUUAUGAAUAAGCAAUAUAGACAAGCAUAUAAGACAGUUCUCAUGUGCAGAACCCCCAAAUUAUUGUCAUUUGGACACGGUGCUAGCUCUAAUGGCGAGAAAACAAAAGACUUCGCAUUCGUGUACAGCAAUACGAACCACAGUCUUACCAUGGUAUCGACGAUCGAGGAUGCGUAUCAUACCACUUCACACCCACCACAAGACACCCCCAAACAUUUAGCGAACGCCAUAGCAGAUAGUAAGGAAGAGCCAUCAGAUAGUUGUUAAGUCAUUAGAAUUAAAUGUAAAUAAGCUUCUUAUUAUUAUUUGUGCUUUAUGAUUCUGUUGAUGCAAUAUUAUUGAUGUUAAAUAUUGCUUUGAAAAUAUCUGGUAUAUAU